GUAAUGUACGCCAUGGUUUAGCUCUUCUCUACGGUAAUGUCUACGCUCAUUUUAAGACAUAACUAAAUGUCAAGGAAUUCGUAUUGCUCCAAAGAUGACAAUAAUGUACAUUUACUUCUGAUGCCCCCUGAAGGUUGUGUGCAGACACAUAUAAAAGGCCUAAUUCAGACAUCAUGAUGUGAGGAACUGAUUUGAGAUCAUUCCUGGUUUUCUAGAGUGGAAGGAGGGACAUUUGCGGGCUUUCUUACAUUUUUUGUUGUUAACAACACCGUGACUGUCAGUUUUUAUGUUGUUGCUCUGAUGGUCCUCCUCUUAAGUUGGAGUCAGAGCACUGAAGAGCUGAUACCAUCCGACCACAAGGAGAUAUUUCCAGCCAUGUCAUCGCCGUUAUGCAUUCUGUCUAAAAAUGAGAACCUCUCCGUGUCUUUCUGUGGUUCUGGCUUUCUAGCAACUUACCAACUCGGUGCUGCCCAGAGUCUUUUGGAUAACGCGGCCUGGAUCCUGCAAGGAGCACCAAGAGUCUAUGGCGCGUCUGCUGGCUCUCUCGUGGCUGCAGCGGUCGUCUGUGGGUCCAAUCUAGGACGUGUGCGAGACCAGCUUUUGGAAUUUGCGAGAUUUACCAAACAACAGCCGCUCGGGGUUCUCAGUCCCACGGUGGAUAUUUUCAGGUGGCUGGAGGUCACACUGCAUCGCUGUCUGCCUGAUAAUGCCCACACUCUGGCCACGGGACGUCUGCACGUUUCCAUGACUCGCAUGUCUGAUGGGAAAAAUGUUUUAGUGACGGAAUUUCAUUCCAAGGAUGAGCUUGUAAAAGCUCUUUUGUGCAGUUGUUUUGUCCCUGUGUACUCUGGCGUGAUCCCACCACAGUAUAAAGGCGAGCACUAUAUGGAUGGAGGUUUCACAAACAUCCAGCCCUUCGAGGAUUCCUCUCCCACCCUCACCAUCUCCUCGUUUGCUGGAAACAUGGACAUCUGUCCCUCUGAUACCUCCACCAUCCUCUGUGACGCCAUCAUCCAGAAGCUCUACUUCCAGUGCUCCAUUACCAACAUCAUCAGACUGGUAGAUGCCAUGUUCCCUCGGGACUGGAGGAUUUUGAAGAAGGCUUUCUACAGUGGAUACCAAGAUACCGUGUACUUUCUGCAGCAGAGCAACGCUUUGCCGUUAUACCCUGAACGGAGAAAGGAGUCAGAUGCAUCUGAUGAUUCCCUGAGCUCAGAUCACUGGAUGCUAACACAGACUGAUGGUGUUGAGGAAGAGGAAUCUCAGCAGAACUCCCUGGAACAACCUGAAGAGAAGAUCAUCAAUGGGGUUUGUUCAUCCGUCAGUCCAUCCCGUCUAGAGCGGACAGAACAGAAGAACUCGCCAGUGAAGGUUCAGGAAGUGCUGCUGUGUAAUAUUGAGGGACAGCUGGAGAUUCUGAGUAAUCCGGAUGUCUCUUUAUCUCAACGGACGCUCUCAUUCCUGCUCUUGCUGUUUACACUGCCAAUCUGGAGUGCCACAACCUUAUGGGAAAGGUCUCAGAAAUGGACCACUAAAGCUACGACUGUGGCAUACUGGCUCUGGCAUGGCGUCAAGCUAUUUAUGACCUUUGUACUCAAAAUUGUGUUGUCCACUUCGUGGAAAGUCCUUGGAGACAUGAUGCUGAGUCUGAUGAGUUUCAUGCCUGCACAAGUUCACGAUGACCACCGCAGGCCCAGAGAGUUUGCUGAGAGACACAUGGCCUCCUCUAACCUGAAUGGCCAUGUCUCAUCUCUUUUCCCAGCGAGUCCCUCUGUGGCACAGACCCUGCCAAACAUCUACACGCUCCUGUUUUCACUAGAAACAGAGAGCAAGUGGAGAAGACGCAAGAUAGAGGUGCAACACACGUUACAAAAACAUGUGGCUGAUGUGAAAAGAAAUGAAAAUAAUGCUAGCAAUGCAGGAUGGUUAACGUUACUUCACACAGAGUGAAGUGGAUAUAUCGUUCUGUGCGGUUUCUUUUUUUUUCCAGCUAAAUACUGAA
Molecule: messenger RNA, 2002 nt
Organism: Rhinichthys klamathensis goyatoka
Lineage: Eukaryota; Metazoa; Chordata; Actinopteri; Cypriniformes; Leuciscidae
Gene: pnpla1
Product: patatin-like phospholipase domain containing 1
Exons: 9
Coding region: 301-1950 (549 amino acids)
Biological process (GO): triglyceride catabolic process; lipid homeostasis
Cellular component (GO): lipid droplet; cytoplasm; membrane
Molecular function (GO): triacylglycerol lipase activity
Source: RefSeq, a predicted model, not a curated record